AUGUCGCGACAGGACAAGGCCACCACAGAAAAGCAUGCAAAGACACUCAGGGAGCUGCUCAAGAGGCCCGAGAACAAGGUCUGCGCAGACUGCAAGCGGAACGACCCCCGAUGGGCAUCAUGGAACAUUGGUGUAUUCCUAUGCAUUCGCUGUUCGGGAAUCCACCGAUCUAUGGGUACUCAUAUAAGCAAAGUCAAGUCCGUGGACCUUGACGUAUGGACACCCGAACAGAUGGCCUCCAUACAAAAAUGGGGAAACCGCCUAGCGAACCUGUACUGGGAAGCGCAUCUCAGGUCAGGUCAUAUCCCGGCUGAUCACAAGAUGGAUUCAUUCAUCCGUUCCAAGUAUGAAUCCAAACGAUGGGCAAUGGAAGGCCCUCCGCCUGCUGACCCCUCCACCCUCGAUACCCAGUCUGCAGCUGCGCCAGUGCCAGCAGCCACAAUACCCGCACAGACGACGCAGGCAACCUCACGAUCGCAAACACCCGUAGAAUCACUCGUCACCGUCUCCGCAUCCCGUGCAUCCAUCACGAACCGACAACCACAACCACAUCAGCUGCUCUCCACGAGCAUUGCGAACCGGAAUCAGCAGGGUGCGGCUGCAUCCACGAUAUCCGCGCCACAGGCCCAGCAACAUACCCCCCAGCUCCAGGCUACACCCACGCCCUCAAACGAUCUGUUCUCGCUCGAUUUCAACGCGCCCGCGAGCACGCCAUCCGCCCCAGCCGCGUCCGCGCCGAGGAAAGACGUCAAGCAGGACAUUCUCUCGCUCUUCUCGACGCCUGCUGCUCAACUUGCUGCCCCGCAGACGGCCCCUGCACCCAUGGCGUUCGGUCAGUUCGGUCAGCUCACGCAAGCGCAGACCGCAUGGAGCCCAUGGGACUCGCAGGCGACGCAGCCUGCAGCUCAGUCAACGAACGUGGUCGGGCACGCCGCCAGCGGCUCUAUGGGCUGGGGGACGACACCACAGGCUCCGGCACAGCCCAACAUAUGGGGCGCGCCGGCCGCACAGCCAGCCGUUCAGCAGCAGUCUCUCUUCACCACCAGCGAUGUGUGGGGGUCGUCCGGAGGUGCGAGCACGGGCGGGAACGAGAUAUUUGGCUCGCCGCUGCCUGGUAUGCAAAAGAAGGACGAUGCCUUUGGGGACAUCUGGGGCGGCUUCAAGUAGCUCACGGCAUAUUAGACGCACGCGGAUUGUUCGUACAUAGUUGCACUAUCGUAUUCACUUAUGGUACACGCUUCU
Postia placenta MAD-698-R-SB12 is the source of this 1242-nucleotide messenger RNA. RefSeq lists its product as hypothetical. Lineage: Eukaryota; Fungi; Basidiomycota; Agaricomycetes; Polyporales; Adustoporiaceae. Gene Ontology annotation, biological process: endocytosis; endoplasmic reticulum to Golgi vesicle-mediated transport; intra-Golgi vesicle-mediated transport. Bases 1 to 1167 code for a protein of 388 amino acids. The transcript has 5 exons. The record is from RefSeq and is a predicted model, not a curated record. Gene Ontology annotation, cellular component: Golgi apparatus. Gene Ontology annotation, molecular function: GTPase activator activity; metal ion binding.